Molecule: messenger RNA, 2646 nt
Organism: Plodia interpunctella (Indianmeal moth)
Lineage: Eukaryota; Metazoa; Arthropoda; Insecta; Lepidoptera; Pyralidae
Gene: NGR-B3
Product: calcitonin receptor-like protein 1
Exons: 10
Coding region: 191-2500 (769 amino acids)
Biological process (GO): adenylate cyclase-modulating G protein-coupled receptor signaling pathway; cell surface receptor signaling pathway
Cellular component (GO): plasma membrane
Molecular function (GO): peptide hormone binding; G protein-coupled peptide receptor activity
Source: RefSeq, a predicted model, not a curated record
CAAUAGCAUGGCCAUUUGUUAUGAGCUAGUCGACCCGUGCCAAGACAAUCAACAAAGCUGUUUGUUUCAGAGAAGAAAUGCCAUAUUACGCUGUUUCUGAACAGGGCUAUUGAACUUCCAGUUAAAUCCCUGAACCAGUUAUGUGUGUACGCCAUCAUGUUUUUGGAUUGUGAAAAUUGUGUUUCGGAAAAUGUGUAGAAAAAGUAUUUUUUUCGUGUGCUGGAUAUUGUUGCAUGGUUUUGUGCAGGCAGACAUUUUCUACGCCGACGGCUCCAGUCCCAUCAAAGAAGCUCUAGAAGUCUGGCAUUCGAGGGUCCCCAGGGUCGCCGCCCGGAGAGCCAACGACCCCGACUGUGAAAGGCCAGAAAUUUACAUUUGUGAGGAGCCUCCAAACAUCGUGUCCCCGAUCAACCGCGACACGUGCAACUACCGCAAUGUGAACUACCAGCAGCAGAUUUACCGCUGGGUGGCGGGGUGGGGCUGCCUCAUCUACACCCCCGACUUCUUGUACCUCGGGGGCUUCAACCCCCUCAAUAUGAGCACCAGCUGCAUCUAUGGGUCUUCCUAUGCUCCUUGUCUUGAAAUUGCAAAAGAAGACGGGUCCUGCGGUUGCUACCCCUUCGACCCAAGCUUCAGUGAAGUGGUCUCCGUCAUCCAAAGCGCUCUGCUCCCGUCCGCCCACGGCCGCUGGGAGCGCUGCUUCGAGUCUGCCAAGGACUGCUGUCUGGAGCACAUGAUCGACGGCGCCACAGCGAAUUACACAGGCUGCGGCACAACAUUUGACGGCUGGACCUGUUGGCACAGAACACCACCAGAUUCGACGGCUUCUGAAGUGUGUGCGGAGUUCGCCUACUCCAAUGUUGGACCUUCUUGCCAUCAUUUCAGUAGCAAACAGUGUAACGCGAAUGGCGUGUGGGAGUUGCAAACCGACUACAGCAGCUGCAGUAUAUCCCCAAGACUACUCCGGCGGUAUCGAUAUCACAUCGCCAUGCUGUCUUACUCAAUCAUGAGUUGUGUGCCGGCUGUGUUAAUCUUCUUCUUCUAUAAGAGAUUGAGGAUUACGAGAGUGGCGCUGCAUAGGAAUCUACUGAUCGCUGUUAUGUUGAGGAACGCUUUGGUCAUCGUUAGUCGAAGCCUGAUCUACAUAGAUGAGUUAACCAACUCCGGCGACACGGUGAUGUCGACCAACAGCUACUGGUGCCGUGGUGUCAGCGUGGCGGAGCGCGUGGCGGCCAACGCUGUGUUUGUUUGCAUGUUGGUCGAAGGAGUUUAUAUGCAUAGGCUCAUUGUUGCUGUCUUCAAAAAGAAGCUCAAUUUGACAUGGCUGUAUUCUUUUGGAGCCGUAAUCGCCAUCGUACCUGUAAUAGCAUGGUCAGUAGUGAUGGGCGUAUACGACAACCACUCGUGCUGGCUGGUGUACACGACCGGGUACGCGCAGUGGAUCGUGGACACGCCCCGGAUCGCCAUAUUGCUGGUUAAUACCGGGCUCUUCCUCAACGUCAUGAGGGUUCUGUUGACCAAGAUCAGAAAUAGCGAGAAUGCCAAUCAAUUAAACACAACCAAAGCAACCUUAUUCCUAAUGCCAAUAUUCGGGGUGCAGUUCCUGCUGACUGUAUUUAGACCGAACACUACAAAUUGUGUCGGGGAACAGGCGUAUUACUACGUGGCUUACACCGUCGAGGGUUUGCAGGGCUUUAUUGUGGCUAUGCUGUAUUGCUAUGUCAAUAAAGAGGUUCAUGCGCUUAUAAAAGCUACUUACAGGAAGACAGAAUCAUAUGUUUCCCGAGCAAGAAGAGACUCCACAGCACCAAGAAUGAGUAGCCAUGUAGACAGACGAUUGACUUACAGUACAGGGCUGCAAUCACAAGAAAAUCCAAAACCAGAAUACGCUACCAUCAGACCUAGUUUACACGUCGCGGAGAUCGUAUCGAUACAAGCGAGCGAACGUUUAGCUGAAAUUCUCGAACCAGUCUACGAAAGUAUCGAAACUGGUGUAAAUAAUGACGGGUAUGAGUACGGAGAAUUUUGUGCUCCAAAAAGAGAACAUCGCAUGCCUUUCGUACUGGACGGAUCAAAUUGGAUCAAUUGCGUUUCCUCACCUAAUAGCAGCGUUUAUAACAAUUCUUUGAAUGAUUAUGAAAUAACACAUCCAGAAAAGAAAUUAGUAACUUUCGCGAGAAGUCAAGAUUUACGAGACAGAAAACCAGGUCUCGAAAGUACAAUGGAAACUCUACCAGAAGUCAGUCCUUCUAUGUUUAAUGAUUACAAAGAUGUAGCAAAUGUAGAAUCAAGUCCAAAAGUCGAUCAUGACUUGGGAAAUAGUGACGUGGACAUUGAUAUUCCAGAUGAUAUUCAGUACAUUAGCAAUGAUGACGAAAACAUGAUCGACGAAAUAAUGCAAUAUAUUGUUAAUAAAGAAAACACCGACAUUCAGUUGAACCCUGACCUUCUAUGUCCUAACAGAGGCAAAGAUGAUACAAUAGUUUUUGUUGAUAAGUAGAUGUAGAUAUAUUUAACCCUUAACGUUAUAUUGCCAUUUGUAUCACCACAAAAUAUAAAAUGAUAAGUCGAAAUAAUUCUAAAUUGUGUGGAUAAACAGUUUUAUAUUUUUAUAUUUUAUAUUCAAAUAAAUUGUGUUUUAAACGA